AUGCCUGAAGAAGAGGCGCAGAAGUUAGAGAGUACGGAUAGAGAGGGCAGGACGUCACGAAGUCGCCGCGACAAGCUAGCCAGCCUGACAGAACAAAACCUCAUCACUCACCCAAACGCCAUCUCAGCACGAGGUAGUUUGUCACCUCCUCACUCAUCAUCAGCAAGCAAACCACACACGCAGUCCAUCACAAAGAAGACCGCCCCACCUACCCAUCUACCCGCUCCAGCAGCUCCUAGAACCAACCGUACAAGUACAAGCCCACGAUACGUGCGUGUCCCAUCGCCAUCACACACGCAACCGCGCCCUGAAAAGCGACAGCGCCAGUACCAGCGAUCGCACCAGCACAGGCCGACGACGCACCAACUCUAUGCAUAUACACACCAAGAGCCGCAUACUACCGCUCUUACAGCGUACGCCGUCGAGGCACGAUCGCGCUACGUGCUACGUACUACGUCGCCAUGCUAG
This is a messenger RNA of Aplosporella prunicola CBS 121167, 468 nucleotides long. RefSeq lists its product as uncharacterized. Bases 1 to 468 code for a protein of 155 amino acids. The transcript has a single exon. NCBI's taxonomy places the organism in Eukaryota, Fungi, Ascomycota, Dothideomycetes, Botryosphaeriales, Aplosporellaceae. The record is from RefSeq and is a predicted model, not a curated record.